AUGGCUCCCAAGUCCAAGCAGUCGUCGAGGAAGGGCAAGGAAGCCGCUGCUGCUGCUACUACGGCCGCUCAAUACGAGUACUACGAUGAGGUUUCUCCCGCUGGCACGACGGGUAGUUACUAUGCCUCCUCGUCGACCACGGCUACGACCGGACCUAGUCCUCUGACGGAGUAUGACGAGACGCCCGGUGCGGCGGCGGCAGCGGGGACGACUACGGCUGUCGUCCAGUCCAAGUCGAUCCGGAGCGAGGGCGAGAUCGUGUUACAGGGCCCGCUCGAGGUCGCUGGUUCUGUGAAAGCCGGGGGCAACAUCACGCUGAACGGGGACUUUGAUGUGAGGGAUAAGGUUGAGGCGUACGGGACGGUCGAUGUCAAUGGGAAUUUGGUUUGCGAUGGGAAGAUGAAAGCAUAUGGCAAUAUUUCAGUGGUGGGGUACAUGUCUGUCGGUGAUAAGGUCAAAGGUUUCGGAAAGUUGAGGGUCAUGGGAACGUGUGAAGUAAAUGACCUCGAGAUAUACGGGAACACGACGAUACAUGGGUUCUUGAAAUGCAAGAAAAUGCUUCUGUAUGGGUCCCUCACAAUCGUGGGUCCGAAUUCUGGGUAUCACGUUGAAGAAGAAGAGAAGAUUUGGGGCGCGAUUAUAAGUCGCGAGGAAGAUACGAGUUGGUGA
This is a messenger RNA of Colletotrichum abscissum, 669 nucleotides long. RefSeq lists its product as uncharacterized. The transcript is spliced from 4 exons. NCBI's taxonomy places the organism in Eukaryota, Fungi, Ascomycota, Sordariomycetes, Glomerellales, Glomerellaceae. The record is from RefSeq and is a predicted model, not a curated record. The coding region runs from base 1 to 669 and encodes 222 amino acids.